Tarenaya hassleriana is the source of this 6797-nucleotide messenger RNA. RefSeq lists its product as uncharacterized. Bases 169 to 6561 code for a protein of 2130 amino acids. The transcript has 26 exons. NCBI's taxonomy places the organism in Eukaryota, Viridiplantae, Streptophyta, Magnoliopsida, Brassicales, Cleomaceae. The record is from RefSeq and is a predicted model, not a curated record.
GAGAGGGUUUUGACCAGAAUCAACCUGAGAGAAGUGCGAAGGAUAAACUCAUCUCCAAGCUGAUCUCAAUUCAAAUCCCUUGCGAGCAAGAAUCUCUAAAACCCUAAUUACACUCUCCGAUUUCGGUUUCGGGAUCUGGAAGAGGGGGGAAGGGAGGAUUGGUAGGAGAUGGAGAUGGAUUUGGAGCCGAGGGUGAAGCCGUUGCCGUACAAGGUCAAGGCGAUGUCGCGGGAGUCGCCGUCGCAGAAGGCGGGUCAGGUUCUUGAGACUGAUCUUCGUUCGCAUUGGUCCACCGGAACCAACACCAAGGAGUGGAUCUUGCUCGAGCUCGAGGAACCUUGUCUGUUAUCACACAUACGCAUAUACAAUAAGUCUGUGCUUGAAUGGGAAAUAACUGUUGGAUUACAAUAUAAGCAGCCAGAGUCAUUUGUUAAGGUCCGCCCUCGCUGUGAAGCACCCCGACGCGACAUGGUUUAUCCUGUGAACUACACUCCUUGUCGCUAUGUUCGAAUAUCUUGCUUACGCGGUAACCCAAUAGCCAUCUUUUUCAUCCAGCUUAUUGGGAUAUCAAUUCCUGGGCUUGAACCAGAGUUCCAGCCUGUUGUAAAUCACUUGCUGCCACAUAUUAUUUCACAUAAGCUAGAUGCUCAUGAUAUGCAUCUUCAGUUUCUUCAAGACAUGACAAGGCGAUUGCGUACUUUCCUCCCCCAACUCGAGGCAGACCUUUGCGGCUUUCCAGAUGACGUUGAUUCUAAUCUACGUUUUCUUGCUAUGCUUACUGGUCCAUUUUACCCUAUCCUCCAGGUUAUAAAUGAGAGAGAAACUGGAAGAUCUGCUGCCAGUGUUGUUACUGUUUCUUCUAACUUCGAGCCUAGAAGGUCACGUGGCACUUCAUUUGUUGCUUUAUCUGCGUCGAAUUCAGCUGUCUUUCGUUCCGAUGCCAUUCUUAUGCUUCUACGAAAGGCUUGCAAAGAUCCUGAUCUGAGAAUUGUUUGUAGAAUGGCGGCUAAAAUCCUACAAAAACUUAGUGUAUCUGUUGUGCAAGAGGAUCCCACCUGUACUGGUGUUGCAUCUACAUCAGAAGAGGAUGCAUCAAAAUCUGAAAUUUGUUCUCCUGAUGACAAAGCCGAUUAUGCAAGCUUGUUUGGGGAAAAGAUUACGAUGCUUGUCUCUGAUUUCGAUAGUAGCAUUAUCAAUAUCUUGGACAUAGCAGCAGUGGAGGAAGGAAUUUUACAUGUUCUCUUUUCCUGUGCUGCACAGCCUGUGCUUUGCAGUAGAUUGUCAGAAAAACCUUCCAAUCUCUGGUCUGCACUACCUCUCGUGCAAGCAUUGUUGCCUGCACUUCGUCCUCACGGAAGCAGCUCUUCUGAUAACAUAACUGAUUUUUCUUUGUGGGGGCAAGCUUAUGUUCAGCAAGCCUUAUCCCAGAUUGUUCUGAUGUCAUCUUCACCAUCAUACCGUUCUCUUCUUCAGGCUUGUGCUGGCUAUCUUUCAUCUUUUUCACAAUCUCAUGCUAAGGCUGCAUGUAUUCUGAUUGAUCUGUGUUCUUCCAUUCUUGCACCUUGGGCAGCACAAGUGAUUGCGAAGGUUGAUCUUAGUGUAGAGCUUCUGGAAGAUCUUUUGGGUACAAUCCAGGGAGCUCGUCAAUCAAUGGCUUCUGCACGUGCUGCCCUCAAAUACAUUGUGCUUGCUCUGUCUGGGUACAUUGACAAUAUUCUGGGGAAGUACAAGGAAGUUAAGCACAGAAUUCUCUUCCUCGUGGAGAUGCUAGAGCCUUUUCUCGAUCCUGCAAUGCGUCCAUUAAAGAGUGGAAUAACUUUUGGUGACACUAUGAUUACAAAGAAGCAAGAGGAGAAUUGUAUGAUUGCCCUUAAUGUCAUUCAUGUUGCAGUGGAAAAGCCCGCAGUUCUUCCUUCUCUUGAAACUCAAUGGCGGAAUGGUUCAGUGAGUCCAAGUGUCCUUCUCUCCAUACUUGAUCCUCAGUUAGAGUUACCACCCGGAAUUGAUCUUUGCAAGUCCAAUUCUUCCAGAAGUACAGAUAUUGAGUCAUCAUCUGUAUCGAAGGUUUUGCUGCGUCAAGUAGGACCUCCAAAAUCUCCUAAGCAAACUGAUUCUGACAUAAGUUCAGAAAUUUCUGAAUCUGUGACCAAGAUUGAUAUUUAUGAUGAUGUAAGGUUUUACUUUGCCCCUCAAGAACUGCGGGGCUUGACAUUAACAAGCACCAAUCGUAGCUGCAAUGAAGCUAUUGGAGAUCUCAGGCCUGAACAGAAAGGUGAUAAAAAAUUCAACUUCUUAUUUCCAAGUGGCUUAGUUCUGGAUACUGGUUUUGGUUCCAAGUACUUCAAUCUACAAGCAGAUUAUAUUCAACUUGAGAACAUCCGGGAUUGCGAGCUGAAGGCUUCGGAAUUCAAGCUUUUGGCCCAAAAGUUACACUCACUUGAUUCAGUCUCUGUUGAAGAUCACGAUGCUUCUGUUGAUGCUUUGCUCUUGGCUGCAGAGUGCUAUGUGAAUCCUUUCUUUGUGAAAUCCUUUGAAGUCAGUUCAAAGAUUAUAAAUGAGAUUGAACUGAGCAAAACUAGAAACCAGAAGGAAAUUGAUUUCAGAAGGAUCACCAAGACGAGGAAUAUAGACAUGGAAACAAUUGGUCAGCUUGAAAGGCAAAGAGAUGUAGCUGUCUUUCAGAUUCUGCUUGAGGCUGCUAAAUUAGACGCAAAUUUCAAGAACUACCUGUCAAAGGAAGAGAUGCAUAAUUGUACUGAAGAGUCUGAUGAACCAGUUGUUGUCCUCUCUCCUAAUGAUAUGCUAUCUCAAGAUGCUGUCACUUUGGUCCGGCAAAACCAAGCUAUACUUUGUAAUUUUCUUGUUCAGCGACUUCUGAAAGAUCGGCAGUCCCAGCAUGAAAUUCUUAUGCAUUGCCUGGUGUUUCUUCUGCAUUCUGCUAUAAAGCUAUCUUGUCCGCCUGAAGAUGUGAUUGAUAUCAUAUUAAGAUCGGCAGAAUACCUGGACGGGAUGCUAUCAUCUAUUCAUAAUCAGUUGAAAAAUGGAAAUUGUCAGUUGAAGCCAGAAAAGAUUCUUGUAAUUCAACGACGUUAUCUGCUCCUGCAAAGAUUGGUUAUUGCUUCUAGUGGAAGUGGCUGUGAUUCUGAUUCUGCAGCUGAUGUUGACAAUGGUUUUCUACAUGGAAGUUUGAUUCCACCCUCUUCUUGGAUGCAGAAAAUACCUACAUUUGCCUACUCUAGUUCGCCUGCUGUUCGUUUCUUGGGUUGGAUGGCAGUAUCUCGUGUUGCCAAACAAUUCAUAAAUGAUAGACUUUAUCUUGUCUCUGAUCUAUCAGAUCUGACUUGCAUCUUAUCAAUCUUUGCAGACGAGCUUGCUGUAGUAGAUAAAUUUAUUGAUGUAAAAUUUGGAGACACAAAAAUGGAAACAUUUCUCUGCCAGAAGGAAUCCCUAGCCAGUGAAGCUUCUGAACGGAGUGAUAAUCGAUCUGGAUAUCAGUCUUUACAAGUCCUAUACCCAUAUCUUGGACUGUUCUUUCCGCAGAUGAAGAAACAAUUUGAAAGCUUUGGAGAGGUUAUUUUAGAAGCUGUGAGUUUGCAACUAAGGUUGCUUUCUUCCGCUGCUUUGCCGGACAUCUUGUGCUGGUUUUCUGAUUUGUGCUCAUGGCCCUUUUUUGACGAAGACCAAUAUUCAGGGAAGAAUCCUGAUUUUUUCAAAGGUUAUGUGGCAAAAAAUGCCAAAGCAAUAGUUAUCUUUAUAUUAGAAGCUAUUGUGAAAGGACACAUGGAAGCAUUGGUUCCUGAAAUACCACGUGUCGUGCAAGUAUCGGUAUCCCUGUGCAGGGCCUCAUAUUGUGAUGUUGCAUUUCUUAACUCGGUACUGAUUGUGCUGAGACCAAUUAUUUCAUAUUCAUUGCAGAAAGCUUUGGCUGAGGAAAAAUUACCAAGUGAUGAUGGCAGUCUUGAUUUUGAAUCAUUGUGCUUUGAAGAGCUAUUCAAAAGUAUGAGACAGAGAGAUGAUAGUCAAAGUACAUGCAUAAGAAAAGCAUCCACCAGAUCUCGGAUGAUAUUUGUUCUUGCUUUUGUAUUACCGGAUUUAUCUUUCCAAAGCAGAAGCGCUUUCUUGCAGUCUUUAGUUUUGUGGACCGACUUUCCUGUGUUCGAGCCAACAUCUUCCUUCCAUGACUACCUCUGUGCUUUCCAGGCUGUCUUAGACAGCUGCAAAGUUUUCUUAUUGCAAGUUUUACAGGCAUUUGGUUGUCUUUCUCUCCAGUUAUCUGAUGUUUCUAGUUCUCAAAUGUUCAGUGAGAGCAAGGCCUGCAAAGAACCAAGGUUUCUUAAGGAUAUCUUACAGAAUUCGUCAUGUGUCUCUCAUAGUCCAAGAAUUAGCACAUCUUCUGUUUCGAACCGACAGAGUUAUAAAUUAAGUACUGAGGCGGUGGAAGAGUUUACAAAGGACUUAGAAGGUUUCAUCGUCUGUCUUCAAAUGACAAUCGAAAAAUGCUGGAGUCUUCACCAUCAACUGUCUAAGAAGCUUUCAGUCACCUCAGCAGAGUGCUUUGUAUGCCUGAGAUGCUUGGUUUCAGUUUUACCAACAAUUCAGAAUUCUGAAGUUGACAAUGGUGAAAAUCCUGAUAUUGAUCAUCUGCUGAUCCACUGGAAUAAAGGUCUAGAAGGGCUUGCUGAAAUGGUUCUUGAUCUUCAAGAAAAGUGCUGCUGGGAAGUAGCAUCUACUACUGUUGACUGCUUGCUAGAGGCUCCUCCAUGUUUUGAGCUUGAAAGUAUCAUAGAUUUCGUUUGUUCCGCAAUAAGAAAGAAUGCCUUCUCUGCACCCAAACUUGUUUUGCGCCUGCAGUCUGAAAAGUGGUUAUCACUCUUGGUUGGAAGGGUUGCCCAUGGGCUUUGUGAAAGCGAUGUUGCCCCUUUAGUUGAUUUGUUUUGUACCAUGCUGGGUCAUCCUGAACCUGAACAGCGUCUGAUAGGGCUCCAGCAUUUAGCUAAGUUGGUUGGAAAAGAUGCAGAUGAUGGGGUGGUUAUGCAGCCUUCUAUGGUUUUUGAUAAACCUCUUGGCACUGUUAGUUCUGCACCUGAGCCAAUAUUUUCUCUUCUGGUUGCGAGUACAUGGGAUUCUGUUGUCGUGAGAGCUUCAUCUGAUACUUCAAUGCCAAUUAGGGCUCGUGCUCUUGCUCUUCUUGUAGAUUUUAUCCCUUUUGCUAACCAGAAGCUGGUACAAACCUUUCUGGGGGUAGCUGAUAAUGUACUUUAUGGCUUUGGAAAGGGCAGUCAACCUGUGGGUGAAGGGCCACUGUUGAGGCUCUCAUUAGCACUUAUUGCUAGCUGUUGCCUUUAUUGUUCAGCUGAAGAUUUGGCAUUGGUUCCUCAAAAUAUUUGGAAACGCAUUGAGAUUUUAGGUUCCUCAAAAACUGAUGGCAGACUCGGGGAUGUAGAAAAAAAAGCUUGCCAACUAUUGUGCAGACUGAGGGAUGGGGAUGAGGGAGCAAAAGAGGCCCUCAAAGUGGUGGUUUCUUCUAGUUCCGAAGAAAAAUGCGAUCCAGAUUUUGAGUCUACUCGUCAAUCAGUUCUAGAGGUCCUUUCAAGUUUAUCUUCUGCUCAGUUGUUCUUUGAGCUUUUUGCGAGGAAAGCUGAUGAAGAGGCUAUUGCACUAGAAGAGGCUGAGAUGGAACUCAAUAUCGUCCAAAAAGAGUUUGGAGUGCUAGAUCCAUCGCCUUUCAACGAAGAGCAUCAACUUCCUCAUGUCGCAACCUCGCUGGAGAUUGACAAUCGCCUUCAGCAGAUCAAGGAUGACAUAUAUGCAAUGGAAAAGGCAAAACUUCGAGAAGACAUAGUAGCCCGCAGGCAAAAGAAAAUUCUUAUGAUGCGUGAGCGACAGAAGUAUCUGGAAGAGGCUGCUUUGCAGGAAACUGAGCGCCUUCGAGAAUUGGAUAGAGAAAGAGCAGCUGAAGCAGAAAAGGAAAUAGAGAGACAGCAUGCCCUGGAACUCGAGAGGGCGAAAACUAGGGAGCUUCGAAACCAACUUGAGAUGGAGAAGGAGAAGCAAGCACAGAGGGAGCUUCAACGUGAACUGGAGCAAGCAGAGUCAGGAUUACGAUCCUCAAGGCGGGACUUCUCUACCUCUCACAGUGGCCGAGCUAGGGAAAGGUACCGGGAAAGAGAUAAUGGAAGAUCUGGAAGCGAAGGAGGCACAAGAACAGGCACCGGAAGCUUUCAACAAGAAGCCGGUUCAUCCAUGGUCAAUACGCCAACAGUGGUUCUAUCGGGCUCAAGGUCAUUCUCUGGUCAGCCUCCCACCAUCCUCCAGUCUCGUGACCGUUUAGACGAAUGCGGAAGCAGCUACGAUGAAACCGUCGAAGGAAGCAGAGACUCAGGAGACACGGGAAGCGUCGGAGAGGUAGAGAUGGGUCAUGGGUUUGAAGGGCAGCCUGGUAAUUUUGUGUUGGGACAGCGACUCGGUGGUGGGUCUAGAGGAGGCAAGCCGAGACAGGUGAUGGAUAGAAGGGAGAGAGGUGAGGGUCGGCGUGAAGGGAAAUGGGAACGAAAACACUGAGAGGAGAUGAUGGGUCGGUUUGCCCCUUCGAAAUGUACCUUAAAGAUUGGAUAGCCGCGUUUGAAACGCCAAGCAGCGUUUGGUGUUUUAAGCAAACGCUGGAUUAUUGUUGUUAGCAUUUAAAACGCAAACGCAGGGAUUUACUGUUUCUCCUCGGGAGUGUUUGUACGUACUUUUGUCGUUGUUGUAGUAUGAGACAGACAUCUGUGCUUCUUACCAGAGUUUAUUAGGUGAAA